GUUAUUAUUUUCUAUUAGUCAAAUUCUGUCAGUAAACCAUCGUAAAAAGAAUGUGUAUCACUCCAGUAAAUAUAAAACCUACCAGACAUCAGUGGAAAAGUAUCAGUCAUCAACUCAUCCUUUGUUCAAGAACAUAAUCUUAAACAAUAUGAAGGUCUUAUUAAUCAUCGCCGCUUUAAUUGCAGCUGUUGUUGCUGAUAAAACACCCUAUUAUCAGCAGCCAAGCUACUAUCAAGAAUACAAACCGGAGUACAAGCCAGAAUACAAGCCGGAGUACAAGCCGGAGUAUAAGCCCGAAUACAAGCCGGAGUACAAACCAGACUACAAGCCGGAAUAUCCAACUCAAAAACCGUACUACGCCGAACCUUCUUACAAGCCCACUUACCCAGAAUAUAAACCAGCUUAUACCGAGCACAAACCGGCUUACCAUGGACCAACGUAUGCCCACCCAGCCCCAGCCUACAAACCCGCAUACAAGCCUGCGUAUCCGGAAUACAAACCGACUUACUCGUCUCCACCACAGUAUCCUUCCUACGCCCCAACAUAUCCAGUAAAAUAUUAACAAAGUCUAAGUUAAUAGUUGAUCUUGUAAAAAUACCGGCAAAACAAAUCCAUAUUUUGUGUUUUAGUAUAUGUUAAAAUGUUGAUAAACGAAUUCGUAUAACUGACAAUAAACUGUUUGUAAAAUAAA
Molecule: messenger RNA, 691 nt
Organism: Daphnia pulex (common water flea)
Lineage: Eukaryota; Metazoa; Arthropoda; Branchiopoda; Diplostraca; Daphniidae
Product: adhesive plaque matrix protein-like
Exons: 2
Coding region: 149-562 (137 amino acids)
Source: RefSeq, a predicted model, not a curated record